AUGGCGGAGGUUGUUUGUCGGUUUUUUUCUAGAAUUCACUUUUUCCUUUUUCGAAAUUGAGACGUUUUUUGUUUUAAAAAGAUAAGAAAUGUUAGAACGUUCGGUGUAUUUUUCAAUAAAAGAAACAUUUUGCGAUAAGAGAAUCGUCUUUUGUGCGGAAUUUUUUGAGUCAUCCCGCCUUUCGGCCGAUUCACAAGCUCUGAAUCAUGAAGAGAAUUCCGGACAAAGGUCUUUUGUUGCCUUUUUCCUGGCUUCUUUUCUUGCCCUGGGUUAGAUCCGUUUUCAAACUUGGUUUCAGUGUAUAUUUUAAAAAGAAGUGGUAAAAAAAAAAUCCUUUUUUCAAGUUUUUCGUUGGAACUUCUUGAAUUUAACAGACCAAUUUUCAUUACCGACUUAAAAAUGGUCCAUAAGUCCUUCAAAAAAGUUACAGUACCCCUCUUACGGUAGCUAUUCGUCCCCUGUGUUCCAUUUAAAGAUAAUUUUUCAAAAAUUCUGGAAAAAAGUUAUAUUUUAAGAAGAAAAAAUCCUUUUUUCAAGUUUUUCGUUGGAACUUCUUAAAUUUACCAGACGAAUUUUUAUUACCGACUUUGAAACCGCCCAUAAGUCCUUCAAAAAGUUACAGUACCCCUUUUACGGUAGUAAAUCGUUCCCUGUGUUCCAUUUAAAGGUUAUUUUUUAAAAAUUCUGGAAAAAAGUUAGAUUUUGAGAAGAAAAAAUCAUUUUUCUUUCUUUUUUUAAAGUUUUCGUUGAAACUUCUUGAGUUCAAAAGACGGCUUUACAUUAAAAAGCGUCCAUAAGUCCUUUAAAAAGUUACAGUACCCCUUUUACGGUAGUAAAUCGUUCCCUGUGUUCCAUUUAAAGGUUAUUUUUUUAAAAAAAUUCUGGAAAAAAAGUGAUUUAAAAAAAUUAAAACGAAAAAAAUUUUUCAGUUUUUCUCAAAAUUUCCAUCACAAAUCUAUAUAUAACACCACGCCUGCCGCAAUUUCUGUGUUUAUUUGUGGAAUUUACUCCUUGUAAACAUUGAAAUGAUGAACUUCCCGGCGCAUUUUCCGAUUCGGAAGCUGAUUAACUUCCCGUUGAACUUUUUUCCAAGGAAAUAUUUUGUUGGAAACAACAAAUUUCUGCACUUUGAUGCACUUAGCGACUUUUUUUCUAGGCUCUGGAUCGAUUUUUUUGAGAAAAGCCGGGCUCUUUUCCAGAUUUCUUUGUGGUUUCGUUUCUGAAAAACUCCUUUAUUUUUUUCUGAAAAUCUUGAAAAUCAUACAAACAACUUCAUUUUACCUAUCUGCAAAUGUUUUAAAAUGCGCAAAAUAUCAUUUUUUUGAGCUUAUUGAAUCCCUAGAAAUUUGCUUUAUUCGAAAAACUUAGAGAUUUUUCUUGGAAGCCAGUACUUUUUAUAAGUUUUUUUAUAAGCUUCAACUUGUUAAUUUGAUAAAAAAAUUUGAGUGUAAAGUUGAAAAAAAUUCAAGUUUUAUAAGGUGAAACUUCCAAGAAAUUCCCUCAAAUUCAAGAAUUUUUGGUCAUUUAAUCACCUUUUUUUGUAUAAUUGAGGAUUUUUUUCUUUAUUUUUUUCAUAUUUUCAGGAUUUUUUUAGACAAUUUUUCAAAUAUUCCAAGCCGUUUUUCAACGUGAUUUCCGUGAAAUUUAUCUCUAAAUCUCCAAAAAUUAAGUUGUCUUUUUUUCUUUCUCUGACGCCUAUUUUUGAAUUUCGCAGAAUCACUUUGAAGGGGUGCAUCAAAAAAAUAUUCAAUUCCGAGUUUUUUUGAUUUCUUUUUCAAGCUUCUCUGAAACAGUGGAUUCAUAUAUUCCUGUCCACUUUUUUUCCACUCAAGUGACCACUUGAAACGCAAUUGUGCGCUCUUAUCGCCCAGUGUUUGCACAAAUAUUCGCGUUUCCCGUCCUGUAUUUAGAAAAAUCGCGUUUUUUUCUUUUUAUUUUUUUAAUUUAUUUAAUUGAAAAAAAUGGCUUGUUUUUUUAAUGAAUAUGAUCAAAUUUGGAAGCGAAAUAACUUGAAAAAAAUUUAUCGAUUUUUUUCUUUUUUUAUGUUCAAUUUUUUUAAAUUUCAAUCUUCCCAGUUUCAGCCUUUUUUUAUAAAUUCAUUUUGAAGUUGAAAAUAUUGAUCCUUGGGUGGUUUUUGAGUUGAGUUGGAAAAUUCGCGUCGAUGUUCAUUUUUUCACUAGAAAAUGUCAUGAAAUUGAUCUUUUUCCAUUAUUUUCGAGGUUUUGGCAUUUUUUUCAUUUUGCUUAUGUUUAUUUGAUUGAUUUAUUUUUUUUUUCGGGUUUUUUUUUUUGAUUUAAGCCUUUUUCUAUUUUUUGAAUUCAGUGAUGGCCGAUCUUUUCAACAAGCACAUUAAAAAAGCGACAGCCAGGACGAAGGAAAAAGGUUAAUUUUUUGAUUGUUUCACCUAAUAAUUAACUUUUUUUCAAAUAAAAUCAUUUUUUUGAGAAAGACUAGAAACAGUGAUGUUAUAUAAAAAAAGUUUUUUUCUGUUAAAUUUUUUUCACAUACUUUUUAUUAAACGAUUACUACAUUCAAAGUCUCAAAAAAACGUUUUUUUAAGUUUUUUUCAUAUUUUUUUGAAAGAACUAGUUGAGUUUAUGCUCUUCAAAAAUUACAGGAAAUGCCCGAUUUUUAAAAUUAUUUCAGCUCCUGGAAGGGAUCGGGAAGGCAAAAGCGACCCAAGACGAAGUUUUCGACCAACACGCCGCAAAUUUGAACAAACAGAGCAAAUCCUGUGAACGUCUUCAUAAGGAUUUGAAGGUUUUUCCAAGAAAUUGCCUAUUUUUGUUGAUUUGAAACGAAAAUUGAAGUUUUUUAAUGAAAAAAUGAACGUUAUUGUGUGAAAAAUCUGCUUUUUUUUUUGAGAAAUAUUAGCCAAAAAUUGGAAAAUUAAUCAUAAAAUUAAAAAAUGGAACAAGCAGAGCACAUCCUGUGAACGUCUUCUUAAGGAUUUGAAGGUUUUUUUUCAGGAAAUUUCCUAUUUUUUUGUUGAUUUGAAGUGAAAAUUUAAAGUUUUGAAUGAAAAAAUGAGCCUUUUUGUGUGAAAAAUCAGCUUUUUAAUGGAAAAUAACGGUAUUUUGCUGAAUAUAUCGCGAUUUUUAAUAGAGAUUUGAGGUUCAAAUUGAAGGUUUUUCCAGGAAAUUUCUUAUUUUAUCGUUUAUUUUGAUUGAUUUGAAGGAAAAAGUUGUUUUAAUUUGAAAAAUAAGCUUUUUGAGGGGGAAAAUGAGCCUUUUCUGUGAAAAUUAUGCUUUUUGUGACGAAAAUGAGCUUUUUCUGGUGAAAAAUAACUUCAUGGAGCUGAAUAAAAAAACCUCUUAAAAUUUAAAUAUUUCUCUCAGAUUGAAGUUUUAGCUUGAUUUUUCCUAUUUUAUCUUUUUAUUCUUGUUGAUUAGAAGUGAAAAUUAGAAAUUUUGAAAGAAAGAAUCAAGUUUUUUUCAGUGGAAAUUAAGCUUUUUUUGAGAAAAAAAUUAGCCAAAAUUUGGAAAAUUAAUUAUAAAAUUAUAAAAUUGACGUUAUCCAGUUUUUCUUUCUAAUUUUCAUAAAAUAUCCGAAAACGCCCAAUUUUUCAUAAACUUUUGAUAUGUUCUAAGCGCUAAAAAAAGAUUUUCUAAAACACCAUUUUUGUUCGAAAUUGCCUCUAAUUCGACUUUUUUCCCAACAGUUAUUUUCAAUUCAAUGGUUAUAUUUUCCAGAUCUACGCCCAAUCACUGAAAGCGUUGAUCGCGGCCGAAAAAACGCUCCGGGACACGAUUCGCGACGCUUACGAGCCCGAAUGGCCCGAAAGGGAACACUUGACCGCCAUUUUCGAUGUUCGUUUUAAUUGAAACAGUAAUUUUUAUGUUUGAAGUAUAUUAGAAAAUUCCUGAUUGUGUUUUAAAAAGGAUCUAUUUGAACAUUUCUAGCGGCUUUUUUUGAUUGGAAAACUUUGGAACUUGAAAAAAAUAGUCUUUGAAAAAAAAAAUUAUCCUUUUGAAAAUUUUCAUGAAUGUGUUAGGAUCAAAAAGACAUUUUUGAAUUAAAAAUGCCUCGGAAAAAAAUAUUGAAAUGUUAAUAUCCAUACAUAAGGACUCUUUUGUACUUUUUUUCAAAGACAUUUUUUUGAAUUUUUUUCAGAAGAAUUUUUUUAAUUGAAAAGCUUGUAGAGAGGUGAAAGAUACCUUGAAAGUGUAUUUGAAUGGAAAAAUUCUUUAAAAACGGUCCUUUUUUUCAAUUUCAGUUAUAUUUUUUUGAUUGGAAAACUUUUUUUAUCAUGAAAAAAAUGCCUGAAAAAAAUUCUUAAAUGAUGAAAUUUUUCAAAAAAAUGUUCUACUCGUGAAUUUUUUUAGGGAAAUUUAUGUGUAAAAGACUUUUUGAAAUGAAAAAAAUCCUUAAAUGAAUACUAGAACGGAAAAAAAUCUUUUAAAAAUAACUCUUUUUGGACAUUUUUCAGGGAUAUUUCCCGCUUGGAAAACUUUUCAAGAUAACAGAAAAUUCCUUGAAAAAAAUUUGGAUGGUAGAAUCCCCAAAAAAAUAACUUUUUUUGUACUUUUUUUCAGAGUCAUUUUUUUAUUAUAGACUUUUUGAAAUGAAAAAAAGUCUUGAAUGAAUAGAAAAAAACCGAAAAAAAUCUUCAAAAAGUGACCUUUUGAACCUUUUUGGGAGCGUUUUUUUGAUAAGAAAAAUAUUUGAAAAUGAGAAAAUAAUGUUUAAAAAAAUACUAGAAUGAGAAAUUGUUUCAAAAAAAUGAACCUUUUUUUGGACAUUUUCAGAAAUUUUUUUGAUAGGAAAACUCUUCGAGAUAAAAAAAAGUACCUUGAAAAGAUACUAAAAAGGGAAAAAUCUUUUAAAAAAACGACCUUUUUGGACAUUUUCAAGGACUAUUUUUUUCGAUUAAAAGGCAUUCAGAGAUGAAAAAAAUUGCUUCGAAAUAUUAUCAAAUUCAAUAAAUCUUUGAAAAAAAUGAUCCUUUUCAACAUUUAUAGAAAUAUUUCCCGAUUGGAAAACUUUUUACCAUGAAAAAAAAUUGCCUGAAAAAAAUAUGAGAAUUAAAAAAAUCUUCAAGAAAUGAUCUAUUUGUGAAUUUUUUUAGUGGCAAUUUAUGUGUAAAAAGACUUUGAGAUGAAAAAGUCUUGAAUGAAUAUAAGAACGGGAAAAAUCUUCAAAAAGUGUGUUUUUGAACCUUGUGGGAGCAUUUUUUUGAUAGGAAAACAUUUGAAAAAGAAUGACUUUUUUUACACAUUUUUUUAGUGACAGUUUUUUUGGAAGCCUUUACAUGUGAAAAAAAUAUAAUUUAAUGUAAAAAUGGAAAAAAAUUUCAAGAAACUUUUUUUGGACGUUUUUCAAGGACAUUUUUUUCGUUUAAACGACAUUCAGAGAUGACAAAAUUGCUUUGGAAGAAUAUCAAAUUCAAUAAAUCUUUGAAAAAAAUGAUCCUUUUUCAACAUUUAUAGAAAUAUUUCCCGAUUGGAAAACUUUUUACCAUGAAAAAAAAUUGUCUGAGAAAAAUUUAAAAAAAUGGAAAACUUUAAAAAAAUCGAAAUGAAAUGUCUUUUUAGAACCUGGAUAUCCAGUCGAGUGAACUCGAAAAAACGGUCUGUGAGGAUUUGCCGCAAAGUGUGACGGCCUACGUCAAUCAGUUUUCCGAUUUGAAGAAGAAGGUUUCAUUUGAGUGAUUUUUCAAUCAAUAAUCGAUGAUUUCAAGGUCGAGAAAAGAGGACGAAAAUUAGUGGAUUAUGACAGCGCCAAGCACUCCUACAACUCCAUUAAGGCGUCCAGCAAAAAGGUGAAUAAUAAUUCUGAAAAAAUCGAUAAAGCUUUGAAAAAGGCCCGAAUGAUUGAAUAUUCAAAAAAAGUUCAAAAUAAUAUUUUUUUAGAAUUCAUUUUGAGAAAAAAAUUACGACUUAAUCCUACAGAAAAAUUCCGAAAAAAAAAUUUUUUUCCAUUUUAUGCCUCUUUCCUGUUUCAAAUACACAUCUUGUAACUUUUCAAUUUCUCUGUUUGAUAAUUCUUGGAUUUUUUUAAUGAUUAAAAAAAUCAAAUUUUAACAGUUUUUUUAUAAAAAAAUUUGUUGAUUUUUCUCACUGAAAAAAAUAAAAUCGAAAGCUAUUUUUAGAGUGAAAAAUCAAGAUUUUAGGACUAGAUUUUCAAUUUUCCUCCAGAAAAAUGCGUUAGUUUUUGUAGGGAAAAAAAUUUUUGAAAAAAAAAGUUUUUGAAGAAUAUUUUUUUCAUAAUGAUUUUUACACAGAAAAUUUUUGAUUUUGAGAGAAAUUUCAAGUUUUUAGACAGGGAUUUUUGGGAGUUUUUUUAUGGUUUUCUGACGAGAAAAUGAAGUUCUAGGUGUAGAAAUCAUACAAAAAAAUGUUGAAAUAUGACAAUUUUUCUAUAGGGAGCUUGAGUUAAAAAAACUCACAAACUAUGCGAAUUUCAAGUUUUUGAAAAUUUCAGAAAUUGAAAAUAAAAAAAUGAGGUUCCAGUUUCGUGAAUCGUACAAAAAAUUAUUUCCCAAAUCGAUCCAUUUCAAAAACUUUCUCUGCAAAGCUAGAGUACAAAUUUAACACAAUCAGCCAAUUUUUAGGAACGCCAGAGUGGUCCCUAGAGGGGUUCGGGGAAAAAAUCCAUUUUAUUUGAGAAAACCGGGCUCCCUAUAGGGGUCAAAUUUAGGUGGUCCCUCUAGGGGAUAGGGCUUGACCUCUGAGCUUUCAAGGCUUAAGUGGUCCCUAUAGUGUUUUUUUUUUUCAUUCUUUUUUGGUGUCAAGUUAAAAAUCCGUGUAGGGACCAUUUGAAUGCUCCCCUAGAGUGGCCACUUCUUCAAGAUUUCGUGCUCCUAUAGGAGGAGAUGAAGUGGUCCCUAGAGGGGAACCUAUGAGAAUCCCCUAAGUUUUCCCCUUCAGGGAUCACUCAUUAUUUGCUAGACCGCCCCUAAAGUGUUUUUUUUUUCAUUUUGUUUUUGGUGUUACGUUGAAAAGACGUAUAGAAACCAUGCACCCCUAGAGUGGCCACUUAUUGCCCCCUACAGGAGGAGACGAAGUGGUCCCUUGAGAGGAACCUACAAGGACCCCUAAGGUUGCCCUUCAGGGGCCACUCUGGCGUUUCAAAGUUUCAUUAUUUGCUAGACCGCCCCUUGAGUGGUUUUUUUCAUUUUUGUUUUGGGUGGUAUAUUGAAAAGGCACCCCUAGAGUGACCACUUAUUGCCCUCUAUAGGGUAAGAAAAAGUGGUCCCUUGAGGGGAACCUAUAAGAAGCCCCUCUAGUGACCACUUCAACGAUAAAAGGUUCCAAUUUUUCAGGGUGACCAAGACCCGAAGUUGGCCAAGGCGACUUCAGAGCUCCAGAAUGCCGAAACGACGUUCGUCGAGUUGAACAAGGAACUGUUGGAGGUAAUAGUUGAGAAGACGCGACGAAUUUUUGGUGGUAUGAAAAAAAGACCAGCGAAAUUUCAAACGGCGACUUUUCCGACUUUUUCAUAUCGUUAGGGAACUUUCCGACGGCCACCUUUCCGCAGAAUCUUUUUUCCGACUUUUUCCGCUUUUAUUUUUCGGUUUAUUAAACAUCUAUUAUCAUUUUUUCCUAUUUCUUUGUGUUUUAAUCAUGAACCAACUACCUACAUUGUAUAGGAAGAUUCAAAACGAACAUUUUAUCGAGAAAAAAAGUCGGAAAAAGAUUCGUCAGAAAGUUCCCUAGCGAUAUGAAAAAAUCGGAAAAGUCGCCGUUUGAUUUUUGGUUAAUAUUUUUUUUUAUACCGCCGAAAUUUUUUCUCGGAAAAAAUAAAGUCUUAUGAAUUCCUUGCAACGGUAGAUCCUUGUAUCGGUAAAAAAAAAUCAGUUCAAAACUCUAAAAAGGAGCGCCAAAAGGGCGCCACAACUCUUUCUCUGACACACACUAUUUCGUCGUUUUCUCGCAGCUAGAUAACGACGAAAUAGUGUGUUACAGAGAAAGAGUUGCGGCGCUCCAUGUCAGAAAAAAGUUUUGAAAAAAAAAAUUUUCGUUCACCUCUUUCCUGUUUCAAAUGUUGUAUAUAUAUAUAUUUGUUUUUUUUUUUUUUGUUAUUCUUUUUGCACAGCUGAUUGAAGAAAUCAAAAUUGAAUGCUUUUUUAAUUUUGGCCAUUCCGAUAUCGACUUUAUAUUCUUCCAGAAUCGUCACAAAAAUACGCAAAAUUCGCAUUUUUUUUUUAGAAAAAUUGGGUCGAAAUGGCGACGUUUCGGCGCGAAAUUCAAAUUUUUGGGCAACUUUUAGACAAAAUUUUGAAAUUCGUUAUUUCGUUGUAGGACCCAAUUUUUCUCACGGCGCGUGAAAAUUUCAAAUUCGAAGUCCUCGAAAUUUCUUAUAUAGUCGAUUCACGGCUGGCUUGGGACAAAAAGGGGCGUGACCUGUCUGCGCUCUCCGCUAAUCGGACACUAUUUCUUUUUUCUUGGUUUCAAGGCCUUUUUUUGAUGGCUCUACCAGCUUUAUUACUCAUUUCACAUAUUUAUUGCUCACAUUAGAGUUUUUCAAAGCAAAAAAGCGAAAGACAGCCGUGAAUCGACUAUAGCCGGGAAUUAAUCUUGAAAAAAAUGUUUUUUUAUUUUUUUAUUUUUUUAAAUUUUAAAUUCUUAGAUUCUCCCCGCCACCUACGACAGCCGGAUAACGUUCUUCGUGGACACUUUGCAGACGUUGUUCAACAGCAACAGCGUCUAUCAGACCGAGGCCAGCAAGGUAAAAGAAAAAGAAAACCAAAUUUUUGAAGUUUUUGAAGGACAAGAGUAA
Molecule: messenger RNA, 8721 nt
Organism: Caenorhabditis auriculariae
Lineage: Eukaryota; Metazoa; Nematoda; Chromadorea; Rhabditida; Rhabditidae
Source: the annotation of a GenBank genome assembly